AUGCUGUACGGCCUCCUCACCUUCCUCCUCCGCCUCAAGAAGAUCAAGCGCAAGGACCCGCUGGGCUACGACGACCCAGUCGGCCCCGUUCUACUCGUCAUCGUCCUCUGCGGCGCAGUCGGAACCUACCUCCUCCGGAUGUAUACCUUCAAGUGGCCGGGCGAGGAGGUGCACACGGCCGACACGCCCUUCUCCAAGGAGUUUGAGAUGGGGGUGAUGCCGUCGUACUUCGUCAACGAGACCGCCGCCAUCGCGAUGGUUGCGAGGGCGAUGCAGGCCUCGGCGUCGGUCUCGUCAGUCACACUCGCCCACGCCACCUUCGAGCUCUUUCGCCAGACGGAGCUCGACACGGCGGAGGACCUCGUCGUCAACCAGGGCCGCUCCAAGGUGAAGCUGACCACGCGCCUAACCCUCAAGGGCGCGCGCUACAUGAGCGCCAACCUCGGCUCGGCGCCGGGCACGGGCAGCACGGACCUCACUCUCUCCGUCAAGGGCACCGAGCGCGCGCAGCUCGCCGCCACCGCCGCCAACUGCGUCGGACGGUACGCGGCGCACUGCGAGGUCAAGGUGGAGCAGAACUUCCACAUGGAGAAGGCGGAGGUUGGCCAGCCGCGCUCGCCGCGCGUGCCGCUGCCCGCCACCAGCUGGCAGCGCUCGGUCAAGAUCUCGGGCAUGCCGCACACGACCUCGCUCACCACGAUCGGCGACCACCUUCGCGGGUGUGGCGACCUGAGGGGGUACUUCGCGUUACCGCCUCGUGUGCCGGCGGGGCCCUUCCUGCUCGGCACGGAGGACGAGGAGCGCCUCUACGUGCGCGACGAGUUUUACUACUGGAAGGUCAAGCUGCCGUUUGCGCUCGCGCAAGCGCCGUCCGUCUACCUCUACGCGUCGCUCACCACAAAGUACGAGUCGCCGCAGCUGGCGGUGCUGCCGCUGCAGACGCCGCGGGAAGACUCCGAGCUCUCCUUCAAGAUUGGAGGCAACCAGAACCACGGCGUCGAGGUGAGCGACCUCAACUCGGACGGCGCCCUCUCCCUCGCGGCGCACGACCUCUACAGAGAGCUGCGCAGCGCGCCGUGGGUGUCGGACAACGCGUGA
This is a messenger RNA of Emiliania huxleyi CCMP1516, 1098 nucleotides long. RefSeq lists its product as hypothetical. The record is from RefSeq and is a predicted model, not a curated record. The coding region runs from base 1 to 1098 and encodes 365 amino acids. The transcript is spliced from 5 exons. Lineage: Eukaryota; Haptophyta; Isochrysidales; Noelaerhabdaceae.